AUGUAUCAAAUAUUCAUAUUUAUAUAUAGAAUCAUCUAAUUUAAAAGUUACUUAAAAUAUGUUUAUUUACAUCUUUAUUGUUUCCUAUUAAUAUCAAAAUCAUCUAUAUAGGUAUAAGUGUUAGUAAAUAAACCUUCAGGAAUAUUUACAAUCAUUCAAACUAAUAUAUUCUUUGCACCAGAAGAAUUGAAAUUCUUUUUCAAUUUAACAUUAAUCUGA
Paramecium sonneborni is the source of this 219-nucleotide messenger RNA. NCBI's taxonomy places the organism in Eukaryota, Ciliophora, Oligohymenophorea, Peniculida, Parameciidae. The record is from the annotation of a GenBank genome assembly.